Molecule: messenger RNA, 351 nt
Organism: Dovyalis caffra
Lineage: Eukaryota; Viridiplantae; Streptophyta; Magnoliopsida; Malpighiales; Salicaceae
Source: the annotation of a GenBank genome assembly
AUGGAACAGGCUCCCAGGAAAACAAAUGUAAAGAAGGAUGAAGCAUCAUUGGAGCCUGUUGCUUCUUCUGUGUGUAAGAGAUAUGCUUGUCGAAGGCAAAUGGCUCUAGAUCUUCUCACCGGCGAGCUUCGUGUCCUUGAAUCCGCAUACGCAUGGCUGAAUAAUUACUGUCGUACCUUGAGGCAGAAAGGUUCAGAACGUACAGUUUGCUCUCUUUAUAAGGGCACGACCAACGUUGCAGAAAUGUUCAAGAGGGAAAUUUUAACUCAUUGGCUCUCCUAUCUACGUUCAGGAACAGAGCAACAUACAGAAAAUGCGAAGCUUAAAACAGCUGGAUAUUAUCAAAUUUAG